Molecule: messenger RNA, 405 nt
Organism: Candidula unifasciata
Lineage: Eukaryota; Metazoa; Mollusca; Gastropoda; Stylommatophora; Geomitridae
Source: the annotation of a GenBank genome assembly
AUGUCAUAUUUGUUUAACGUUCACUGUUGUCUGAUGUUAUAUUUGGUGAGCGUUCACUGUUGUCUGAUGUCAUAUUUGGUGAGCGUUCACUGUUGUCUGAUGUCAUAUUUGGUGAGCGUUCACUGUUGUCUGAUGUCAUAUUUGGUGAGCGUUCACGGUUGUCUGAUGUCAUAUUUGUUUAACGUUCACGGUUGUCUGGUGUUAUAUUUGGUGAGCGUUCACUGUUGUCUGAUGUCAUAUUUGGUGAGCGUUCACUGUUGUCUGAUGUCAUAUUUGGUGAGCGUUCACUGUUGUCUGAUGUCAUAUUUGUUUAACGUUCACGGUUGUCUGGUGUUAUAUUUGGUGAGCGUUCACUGUUGUCUGAUGUCAUAUUUGGUGAGCGUUCACUGUUGUCUGGUGUCAUAA